GUUGAACUUGGCUCCCGUUAAUAGCAGUGAUGUUGGGGUAAAGACUGAUCUAGUGACCAUCAAUCCCAGUCAGCUCUCAGCAGAUUUCAGAAAUAUGGCUGUGAAUCCAGGUCUGCUGGUGCGGCACGUGAGUGUGUAUGGAAAUGCGUCUCUGAUGAUUCCAGCCUUUGCAUACACAGUCUGCACUGCGGUGUCAAUUAAAACACUCCAGGUGCUCCAGCCAUAAAGGCCUCAGCAGCCUGUGGUGUUCUUUAGUCCAUACUACCUCAAGACAUUGGACCGUUUCUGGAAGGGGCUUGGCCUGAAAGAAAAACGCCUCUCCACAGGUUUCAUGUUAGUUAAUAUGGCACUAGAGCUGUGUGAUGAUGUGCAUUUAUAUGGAUUCUGGCCAUUUGACAUCAAUCUAAAGCAGCAGACACUUCAACACCAUUAUUAUGACAACAAACCACCCAAACCGUUCGUGCACGCCAUGCCAGAGGAGUUCAUCUACUUGUUACAGCUUCACAGCCAGGGGGCGCUAACACU
Molecule: messenger RNA, 525 nt
Organism: Sinocyclocheilus grahami
Lineage: Eukaryota; Metazoa; Chordata; Actinopteri; Cypriniformes; Cyprinidae
Product: alpha-2,8-sialyltransferase 8F-like
Exons: 2
Biological process (GO): N-glycan processing; oligosaccharide metabolic process
Molecular function (GO): alpha-N-acetylneuraminate alpha-2,8-sialyltransferase activity
Source: RefSeq, a predicted model, not a curated record